CAUCCAGGUCUCUUAUCUCGCAGGUCAACCAAUGUUUGCGCCCAUCCACAUCGAUUUAUCCGCAGCUGUGUGCACACACACUAUAUAUAUAUACAUAUAUAUAUAUAUGUAUAUAUAUAUAAAAAGUUGUCGAAGGCGACAUUUGCUCGAGGGCCACAACCCUACAUGUCCUACGCGGGAGACGUGUUUCUGUCGCGCGCUCUGUAGAAUUAAAAAAAAGGGACUUCUUCCUCUCGCUCCCCCGCGUGGAGGCAGGGUCCCGCCGACUCUGUCGCUGCCUUGAGGGAAACACCGGUGGGGGCCGGGUAAACGUCGCGGUAUUUACAGAGGUGCAUUGAUUUACGCGCUGACAGGAAAAAAGAAAUCCCUGCAGAGUAUCCUGGAAACUGAGAGUCCGCAUGUGUGUCUGUCGCUUUGAGCAAACAGUGAAACCAAUGGCUUGUGCGCCGCGGAGUCACAUGGCGACAGAGUGACACACCUGCGGAGCCGCGAGGGCCGGCCAGUCGCGCCACAGGCAGGUCGAGAGCAGGAGGUCCCACGCCGAGGCAGGGCGCAGCAGCUACGGUACAUGUGCGCGCAGACGGCCCCCACAGCCUUCGGGUCUUCGGCAGCCAUGAAUCGGGAAGACCACUACUACCCCUCGCAGGUGUUCAAGGACUCCUGCGCCUACCAGAGAUCGCAGGGGGAGGACUACAGCCACAGCCCGCCGCCCUGCCUCUACAUGAGCCGGCAGGUGCACUCCGCCUACACGCCGCCGACCAUGGGAGCGCUGGAGCAGGCCGCCCUCUCUGACAUCGCACCCUGCUCUUACGGCCUGUCCACCCUGCGGGAGGAUCCAGGUGUGCCUCAGCUGCACCACCCGCCGGGGCUCCAGCAGCAGGCCCUCCAGCCCGCCGCGGGCUACGGGGACGCGGCGGAGCAGGGCCGAUAUCACCUCCCUUUCCCCUGGAUGAAAACCACCAAAUCCCACUCGCACACCUGGAAGGCACAGUGGGCAGGGCCGUACGUGAUGGCCGAGACGGAGGAGAACAAACGCACGAGGACUGCCUACACGCGCGCACAGCUGCUGGAGCUGGAGAAGGAGUUCCUGUUCAACCGCUACAUCUCGAGGCCGCGCCGCGUGGAGCUGGCGCUGACGCUGAGCCUCACCGAGCGCCACAUCAAGAUCUGGUUCCAGAACCGACGGAUGAAGUGGAAGAAGGAGGAGGACCGCAGGAAGGCGCGGGGCGGCGGCGGCGGCGGCGGCGGCGGCGACCCGGACCAGGAUUCCUCCGUCAGCUCCGGAGACCAGGGGGAGGCCGCGGACGGGGUCUCCUCCACGGACGGAGCUCACGCCGCCACGCCACCCGUUUCCCCGCUGCACGCCCACCCCCUGUCCAAAGAGACCACAUAGAGUCCAGACUAUAUACGACCCGAAGUGACAUUGCAGGGACCCUUCCCUCCAAUGGGAAGAUGGAAACCGAAAAAAGCAGAAUUUGAAAGGACUGAUAUGGAGUGGAUAUAAAAUUCGGCUUCUAACAGUGAACCGAGUGAAACAGUAUUUUAACUAUAAUUCCCCCCUUCUACUUGGAUAUUUUUGAACUCCCCCAAGGACCACCACAAGCCUUCUUAUUGGAUAUCGCAGUGUCUCAUCUGGAGUGAUGGGACAUUACUUCAUCCUUAUUCUGCAACCCCCCCCCCCCCCCUAUCUCUCUGGAAGCACUGAAGAUUCAGUUGCACAAAGUGUUGCUCGUCUCGUUUUUCCCCUCAGAAACGUGAGAAGGCCCGCACACCCUCAUGCUCAUGACUGUAAAUAUGCAUAGUAUGACUGUCGUGAAGAGGCUAAAUAUUUGCAAUAUUAGCGAUGAUCACGUGUGUAUAUACGCCUUUUGUGUAAAAUUAUAAAACUAUAACCAAUGAUCCAUAUAUUUUAUUGUUUGGAAUAAAAAAAAUCAUUAUAUGAUGGAAGAAUUGUACAUAUGACCAAAUUUGAAAUAAAACCAAAACAAA
Messenger RNA from Scophthalmus maximus (turbot), 1989 nucleotides. It is a transcript of the gene pdx1, whose product is annotated as pancreatic and duodenal homeobox 1. Bases 569 to 1393 code for a protein of 274 amino acids. Lineage: Eukaryota; Metazoa; Chordata; Actinopteri; Pleuronectiformes; Scophthalmidae. The record is from RefSeq and is a predicted model, not a curated record. Gene Ontology annotation, biological process: type B pancreatic cell differentiation; regulation of transcription by RNA polymerase II. Gene Ontology annotation, molecular function: DNA-binding transcription factor activity, RNA polymerase II-specific; RNA polymerase II cis-regulatory region sequence-specific DNA binding. Gene Ontology annotation, cellular component: nucleus. The transcript is spliced from 2 exons.